Canariomyces notabilis is the source of this 390-nucleotide messenger RNA. RefSeq lists its product as uncharacterized. The coding region runs from base 1 to 390 and encodes 129 amino acids. Lineage: Eukaryota; Fungi; Ascomycota; Sordariomycetes; Sordariales; Chaetomiaceae. The transcript has a single exon. The record is from RefSeq and is a predicted model, not a curated record.
AUGCAGCAAGAGCGUGGAAAGGAACUACCUCCGACGCCGCUUGCGGGCCUACAAACGCAAUGCAGGAGUCGUCCUGGAGAUGCGUAUACACGCCUGUUAGAACAGGAGAACGAGCAGCUCCGGCUUCUAAACCAGAGCUUGUUACAACAGGUCAAAAAGUUCGAGAACGCUCUUCGAGAAGAGAUGCAAGAAAAGAAACCCUUGCAAGAGAGGAUGGAGCGCUAUAGCGAGGAGCUGAAGCGACGCGACAAUCUUGUCGCAGAGAUGGCGGAGCUAAUCAUCAGCGCAUUUCAGCGUUAUAAGACCACAGUAUCAGAUCCAGAAAGGGAGUCGGUGUACAGCCAUUUCGAAGAGGAAUCUCCACAGGAAAUUAAAAUUGGCUUUAUCUAG